UGAUGUCUUUACUGUCUGCAGGCUGAAUACUGCGUGUGUGUUAAUGCUGUGAGUCUAUGAUAAGAGAACAUUUGACAUUUAAACUAAUUUGAUUCCUGCAGAUCUACAAAGUGUAACGUUGUUCAUGCUGUGCAAAUUUUAAAGGUUGUGUUGGGAACCAAAGUCUAAUUAUGAAAAACUCUACUCAGGUUUCAUAUUUCACUUUUGGAGCAUACUUUGAUAUUGGGCUCUUUAAAUACUUAAUGUUUCUGAUCUUGAUGUGUUUUUAUGCUUUAAUUAUCUGUGCCAAUGUGUUGCUGAUUGUGGUUAUCUGUGUGAACAGGAGCUUACAUGAACCUAUGUACCUUUUUCUGGUCAGCCUGUUUGUAAAUGAACUGUAUGGUAGUACAGGGUUGUUUCCAUUCCUUCUGGUUCAGAUCCUCUCUGACAUUCACACUGUUUCUGCUCCCUUCUGUUUCCUGCAGAUUUUCUGUGUGUAUACUUAUGCAGCUGUACAAUUUCAUAAUUUAGCCAUAAUGUCUUAUGACAGAUAUCUUGCUAUCUGUUAUCCUCUGGAGUAUCACACACGUAUGACAUCUAACAAGGUUGCCGUGCUUAUUGCUCUGACAUGGUUAUUACCAUUUGUUGGAGUUUGUGUCACAAUAUCUUUAAGUGUUCCUUUACAGCUGUGUGGGAACAUCAUCAACACAGUUUACUGUGAUAACUAUUCUAUUGUCAAACUGGCCUGCUCUGAAACUAAAGUCAAUAACAUUUAUGGACUCUUUCACACUUGUCUUUUAGUCUUUGGUCCUCUCAGUUUAAUCCUCUAUACCUACAUGAGGAUCCUUAAAGUGUGUUUUUCUGGUUCUAAGCAGACGAGACAGAAAGCUGUUAGUACCUGCACACCUCACCUGGCUUCCACAAUCAACUUUUUCUUUGGUUCUUUCUUUCAAAUAUUACAGAGCAGGUUUAAUAUGAGCAGUGUACCCGUGAUGUUGCGAAAUGUUUUAUCAUUAUAUUUCCUGACCUGCCAACCGCUCUUUAACCCUUUAAUGUAUGGACUGCAAAUGACUAAAAUACGUAGCUUAUGUAAAAGUCUUAUCUUUGGUUCCAAUAACAUUUUGGGACUUGUUAAUAUAUUUACUGUAAUCUUUGGUCUUAUAAUCUUAAAUCUUUUCUCUUACAUGAGGAUCCUUAAAGUGUGUUUUUCUGGUUCUAGACAGACCAGACAGAAAGCUCUCAGUACCUGCACACCUCACCUUUUGUCCCUGCUCAAUUUUUCCUUUGGAGCUUUCUUUGAAAUAAUACAGAGCAGGUUUAAUAUGAACUAUUUACCCAAUAUGUUGCGUAUUUUUCUGUCAUUGUACUGGAUUACAUGCCAACCACUCAUCAACCCUUUACUGUACGGACUGAAAAUGUCCAAAAUACGCAUUGUAUGUAGACAUCUGCUCUUUGGGGGCGAAAGGUAA
Molecule: messenger RNA, 1448 nt
Organism: Etheostoma cragini (Arkansas darter)
Lineage: Eukaryota; Metazoa; Chordata; Actinopteri; Perciformes; Percidae
Product: olfactory receptor 11A1-like
Exons: 2
Coding region: 171-1448 (425 amino acids)
Biological process (GO): G protein-coupled receptor signaling pathway
Cellular component (GO): membrane
Molecular function (GO): G protein-coupled receptor activity; olfactory receptor activity
Source: RefSeq, a predicted model, not a curated record